AUGCUAUCUGAACUGCUUAAAAAUCAAAUAGACUUUGAUAAUGUAGUAGUGAAUACAUUUUUUCUUAAUGAAGAAAUUAAUCAAGGAUUAUUUCAAGCUUUUAUGCUUGAAUAUAAUAAAAACAUAUUAAUUUUGCGAUUUAAUGAUAUUGCUUCAGACACAGAUAAAUCUGAUUGGCUAUUGAAGUAUUGUGAAAAUCUUUCUGAAAAAAUUAAUUCAUUACAAACUGUCAAUAUGAAUAAAUUACAAGAACAAUCAACCAAUUCAGAUUUUAUUCGAGCAAAAAGUAUAUUAUUAAUAUUAGACCGAGAUUUUCAUAAGUCACUUGGAAAAGACUCUGGUAAAUUAUCUACUUAUAAGUUUUUAAACAAUAUACUAAUAAAAUAUUCCGAUAGAUUAUCAUUAUCUGUUGGGUCAACGGGGGGGGAAAUAUCUUUAUUUGAAAUAAUACUUAGAAUACACGAAUUAUAUAAAUAUGGCGAAAUCAAGUAUUUAAUAAUAAACCAAUUUGAAAAACUAAUGGACAUCGAUGAGCAUUUAUCAAAUGAAACUAAGUCUAUAAUUUAUUCUUACAUUUUUUCACUUUUUACUAAUAUUAAUAUAGGAAACAAAAAUAGUCAAGAAUUGAAGAUUCUGAUAAUAGAUUAA
This is a messenger RNA of Cryptosporidium ubiquitum, 648 nucleotides long. RefSeq lists its product as uncharacterized. The transcript has a single exon. NCBI's taxonomy places the organism in Eukaryota, Apicomplexa, Conoidasida, Eucoccidiorida, Cryptosporidiidae. The record is from RefSeq and is a predicted model, not a curated record. The coding region runs from base 1 to 648 and encodes 215 amino acids.